UGAAAUUUAGGACCAGAUCUCCUUUGAUGAAGUUGUCCUUCUUGUUCAAGAACCCGAUGGUCAAGGGAUACUCUCCAGCUUCUUCAGGAAGGGUAGCAGUUAGCUCGACCUCGUGUUCUUGUUCUCUGAAGACUUUGGCUUCUUCCAUUGGUUGGUACUCAAACCCAACGGCAUCACCUUCAAUCUUCUUAGCGCCAGUCAACCAGAUUGGGUGAGGAGCAAUGUCCUUAAUUCCAACAGUAAAGUUAACUUUUUCUCCAGCCUUUCCUACAAUAGUCUCGUUCUGGAGCUUGAAUUCGAGCUUCCUUACUGGAGCUCCAUUCUUCUGUUGUCUCUUCAUCUCUUUGCAAGCUCUCUUUCUUUCUCUUCUCUCGUCAGAAGAUCCAUCGCUGGAGUCACUUUUGAAAGUCAUCAUCCAUUUUUUGAAGAACUUUUUAGCUCUCUUAUUGUGCCAUGGGCCAUGUCCGUGGUGUGGGCCAAAGUGACCACCGAAGCCAUGAUGAGGUCCAAAGUGGUGAGGAGCACCGAAUGGUCCCAUUGGGCCCAUAGGACCGCCAAAUCCUGGGAAUCCAGCAUCUUCACCUGAGGAGCUGUGAUCUCUUUCUCUAGAAGCGCUUGAGGAGAAGAAUUUUCUGAACAUCUUAUCUCUUCUGUGUUUUCCACCCAUUCCUCUGCAUCCUUUUCCAAAUCUCUUGAAGUGAUGCUCAGCUUUAGUUCCUUCAGCAGCCUCCUUAAUAACUUUCCAGAUCUUCAUCUGUCCGAACUUCUCUUCAGAGUUAAAUAACUCUUCAAGCUUUUCAGUAAUAUCAGAAAAUUUAAAGUCCUUAAGAUCUUCAAACUUAACUUCUUUGCUUUCUUCAAGAGUGAGGUCAUCCAUAGCUUGGUCAACCUUCUCAACCUCUUGUAGGAUCUGUGUUGGCUUCUUGACUUCAACCACAAUCUUGACUUUCUUAUUAUCAAGUUGGGUUGCGAAUUCACUAAGCGCAUUUAAGUCUUCGUCUUCGCUAAGAUAGAGCCAGUCGCCUUCUUCAUCAGCAUACUUCAAUGCAAUAUCCUUACCUUGGAGUCUCUUAGGGUAACUCUUCAAGGCAGCAUUUCUCAGGUCAUCCAAGCUCUCAUAUUGUGCUUUUGGCAACAUCUUGAUCUUCUCUCCAAGUUGCACUUUCAUUGAUAAUUCUUGAUUCAUUUGUAA
Molecule: messenger RNA, 1192 nt
Organism: Moneuplotes crassus
Lineage: Eukaryota; Ciliophora; Spirotrichea; Euplotida; Euplotidae
Source: the annotation of a GenBank genome assembly